UAAUAUUAGAAUAUAAUGAGGUGCUGUUGCCACUACAUAAUGAAAAUUUAUUACAUACUAAUUCUUAUCAAUGUUGUUUCAUGUAAGAGACCAAUAGAUAUAAUACGACAACAUUUAGCUAGUACCCAGUUACCUAUCAUAGAAUCGUUACAUAUAAGUACUACAGUCAAUAAUAGAUUUGCGGAGACUGAAGUGAAAAGUGUUGUUGUCAAUAAAUAUUAUGCGGAGAAACAGGCGACUUUUUCCGUUAUAUUGCCGGAAUCAGCUUUUGUAACUAGUUUUGUGAUGGAAGUGAAUGGAGAUGUGUAUAAAUCCAAAGUGGUGGACAAACAAAUAGCAAACACUCAGUACACACAGUCUCACCCGUAUCUAGGGGCACAAGUUAGCACAAGAGAUUCGAACGAGUUCGACAUAACAGUCAAGCUAAAACCAAGAACGUCAGCAGUAUUUAAAUUAUCUUACGAGGAACUACUAGAACUAAAGAACUCUAAAUAUGAAAUAAUAUCAAAUAUAUUUCCGAAACAAUUUGUAGAGGACUUGGAAGUUGAUAUCGUUAUUAAAGAAGACGAAGGCAUUUCGUAUAUAAAUACACCAUAUUUUAGAUCUGGAAAUGAAAUAUACAACAGCUCUGGAGUAGACUCGGGUGCGAAUAUAACGAUUCUAACAAAAAAUUCUGGACAUAUUAAAUUACGUGCGGGAAUAAUGAAACAAGUCGAAUUAGCGUGCAACGGACUCAGGACCGCUGAUAGUUUUGCAGGACAAUUCGUUGUAGAAUAUGAUAUUGUUAGAUCAGCACAAGCGGGGAUAUUGGCCGACGAUUAUUAUUUUAUAACAUUUUUCUCUCCAACAAACUUGGCCCCUCUUCGGAAACACAUUAUAUUUAUAUUGGAUGUCAGUUGGAGUAUGGGACAAGAAAAUAGACUGACACAUUUAAAAGAUGCAAUGGAAAUUAUAUUACCGAUGAUAUCUACUGAAGACAUAUUUCAUAUUAUUUCUUAUGCUAGAAGAGUGACUGUAUGGAAUAUAGAAGAUAAAUCAACCAAAGCAUUUGAAUAUUCGGGGGAUAACUACAACAAUGGAUUAAUACCUUCUCUUCAAGCUACCACUUUACCCGAAGGAGUAAGUGGAACUGCGGAGAAUAUAAACAAGGGAAUAGACAUUAUAAAGAGUUUUACAAAUGGUGAUAAUACAAAUAUUAUUGGUGCUCUAACAGUUGGGUUACAUUUAAUUAGCAAAGCGAACGAAAAAUAUUUGGAUAAAUUUCAACCAAUUGUGGUUUUUCUUACCGAUGGAUUACCUGUAGGAGCUAUGUCUGAUACUGAAAGAAUUGUUUCAAUUUAUACACAACAAAAUACACUAGAAGUUCCAACUUAUACUAUUUCACUAGGAAAUGGAGCAAAUAGAACUUUUCUGGAAAAACUUGCAGUGAGUAAUGGGGGAUACGAAAAACAUAUUUAUGAAGGCGUAGAUAAAGCGAUGCAGUUGUCUGGAUUUUAUAAAGAUAUUUCUACACCAGUUCUAAAAAAAAUUAAUUUUCCCAACCUCAGUGGACUCAGUGGCAUAACAAAGGCCAAUUUUCCCUUAUUUUUUAAGGGAUCCGAAAUUAAAAUUGCAGGAAAAGGUGCCAUUUGGAAAUUGACGAAGAAUAAAUCAAAUUUCACAAUAUCUGGUAAAGGCAACAAUGGCACAAUAACAUAUAAACCUUCCAUGAAAAUUCCGUCCACAAAACUGGAUCGUCUUUGGGCUUAUCUUACUGUUAAGCAAUUGCUCAAAUCUCGUCUUGUGUCUAAUAACCCAGAUAUAACUCAGCAAGCAAUUAAUAUUUCACUCACAUAUUCACUUGUGACAGACGUUACAGCCUUGAUUGUUAGAGAACCAUCUGGACCAGAAAGUUCAAUAGACAUAAGGACUGCAUUUAGUGGACCUAGACCGACAGUUGCGCAAAAUCCAAUGUGCCGUAAAAUAACAUGGCCUACGCCUUCUAAUAUUCCAAAAAGUAAAACGUUUUUUACUACAACGCCCAAGACAACUACUACAACAGUAUCUACAACUAAAUCAACAACUAAAACAACCACAACGCCUACAACAACAACAACAACAACAACAACAACAACAACAACUUCAACCACACCCACGCCAGUAACAACCACUGUAAUUCCAACGACUACUAAAAAGGCUGAUACUCCUACGUUCCCUCCGACUGAUCCUCCAACUAAUCCCCCAACUGCAGCUCCAGUUACCACUACUAGUCAACAAACUAUUAUAACAACACCUACAACAACGACGCCAAGAACAACAUCAGCACCAAUUACUACAACACCGAUCACCACAACUACUCCAAAGGAAGAUAUAAAUCACAAGCCAUUGGACUGUCAUUUUCCAACUGCGGCUGGGCCAUGCGAUAAAUUCACUGUGAAGUGGACUUACAAUCUUUUAAGCGGUGAAUGUGAAAAAUUCCUUUAUGGUGGUUGCUACGGUAAUGACAACAGGUUUAACUCGAAAGAAGCCUGUGAAAAGACCUGCGUUAAGAUGGACGCUUUUGAUAAGUGCACUAUUCCACCUUCAAGUGGUAUAUUCUGUGGAAACAGUAAAGUAGAAACGGUGUGGUAUUACGAUGAAAAAUUAAAAAAAUGCAACACAAUGUUUUAUAAGGGAUGUGGGGGUAACCCGAACAAAUUUAAAUCUAAAAAUGAGUGUGAAAUGGAAUGCAUUUUGAAUAUAACAAAGUCUGAUGAUGAAUGUAAAAUUACCCCGGACAUCGGCAACACAUGUCAAGGAAAACCUAAACGAAGAUAUUAUUAUAUAGGUGAUAAGUGUACAGCUAAAAUAUACUAUGGGUGUGACGAUAAGAAGAAAGGAUUUGAAUCCAUUGAUAAGUGUCGUAUGGCUUGUGUACACACAGAACAAUGUGGAUUAAGUGCAGAUCCAGGACACUGCCGCAAUCAUAGUGUAAAAUAUUAUUACGAUAAAGUUCAAGGAAGAUGUUCAGCAUUCUGGUACGGGGGAUGUGGAGGAAAUGGAAAUCGUUUUGAGACAAUAGAAGAAUGUGAAGACAAGUGUCAAAAUGUUAUGUCUAUAGAAAAAUGUAAACUUCCAAAAUCUAAAGGACCCUGUACAAGUUUCGUAUCCAGAUGGUAUUUCGAUAUUUCAGAAAAUGAAUGUAAACCUUUUGAUUAUGGUGGCUGCUUUGGGAACACAAACCGCUUUAUUUCCAAAGAUGCCUGUCAAAAUGAAUGUCAAGUACAAAUGAACUAAAACAUACUGAUUAAACUACUUAUACUUAUAAUAAUAUUUAUAUUUAUAAUAAUUUAAAUAAAAUAAAACAAAG
Messenger RNA from Aethina tumida (small hive beetle), 3328 nucleotides. Its product is annotated as inter-alpha-trypsin inhibitor heavy chain H3. The transcript is spliced from 14 exons. The record is from RefSeq and is a predicted model, not a curated record. Gene Ontology annotation, molecular function: serine-type endopeptidase inhibitor activity. The coding region runs from base 16 to 3255 and encodes 1079 amino acids. Lineage: Eukaryota; Metazoa; Arthropoda; Insecta; Coleoptera; Nitidulidae.